AAUUCCAAAAAAAAAAAAAAACAUGCUGGUUUUCUCUCUGAAUUCGACUCCACCCAUAAUGGCCCCUGGUUUUCCAUACCAUUCCCUCUGUUUAUAUAAUCUCUUCAAUUUCCCUUUUACUUUUCCUUCAAUCAAACCCAAAUACUUUGAUCUAAAUAUCCCAUCUUUAUAUACUCCCACAGAUACAGAUCUACGUAUAUUACUGUGUUCUUCCUCAUACUAUAAAAUUCCUGCACACCAGCUGUUUGAUUAAAUUCCCCAAAGAGAAGAAAAUUGUUAUAACCAUGAAAAUGGAAGGUGGGUUGGUUGAACAUAGAAUGGAGAUUGGUGGGUAUGUUAAUGGUAAGAUUAUUAAGAAGAAAAAAGUGAGAAGGAGAUCGUCUUCUACAUCAAUUACUACUGAUACUACAAUGAAGAAGGAGUUACCAUCUUUCACUUUGCAGCAACUUUAUAGUUAUUGUAAAAAUGUUUUUAAAGGUCCUGGGGUUGUUCCUCCUCCUCAAGAUGUUCAGAAUCUUUGCAAUAUACUUGAUAACCUGAUACCUGAAGAUUUUGGACUGAGUAGAGAUCUCCCGUUUUUCAAACCUGGAAGUUGUGUUAAAGGAAAUCCAAGGGUCACAUACACCACAGUCCACAAGUGUCGAGAUUUUUCACUGGUGAUUUUCUUUCUACCAGCAUCAGCUGUCAUUCCUCUUCACAAUCAUCCAGAAAUGACCGUUUUCAACAAACUUCUUUUAGGUAAAAUGCAUAUCAAAGCGUAUGACUGGGCUGAAUCAGUAGAUAUGGAAUGUCGCAAACAAUCUUCAUCAAAGAGGCUGGCAAGAUUAAAAGCUAACAGUGUCUUCACCGCUCCAUGCAACACAUCAGUCCUGUAUCCAACCACAGGAGGCAAUAUCCAUGAGUUCACAGCCAUAACACCAUGUGCUGUGCUUGAUGUUCUUGGACCACCUUACUCAAAAGAAGAUGGCCGUGACUGUUCAUAUUACAAAGAAAUUAUGUCCACAUCUUCAGAUGUGAAGUCAGCUGAGGUGAAAGAUGAUGAGAGGUGUUACGGAUGGUUAGAAGAGAUUGAGAUGCCAGAAAACUCGCAAAUGGACGGAAUACAGUAUUUAGGUCCUAAGAUCAUUUAGACUGCUAGCUAACUAGGUAUCUUAAUUACAUGUUCUUUUGUUGUUUGUCUUUUUUUUGGUUAUGGAUCCUUUCUUCCCCACUUUCAUGUAAUCUCCUUGUGUUCUUUUCUUCGCGUUUGGGGAAACUGGAUCUGGGUGUUCUUUAAACCACAGGUUAUAUAAUCUGAUAAUAGUGCAUUGUAGAUAAUUUACAAAAGAACUAGUGCUUCUUUUCAGUGUACCUUUA
Messenger RNA from Spinacia oleracea (spinach), 1356 nucleotides. Its product is annotated as plant cysteine oxidase 1. The transcript is spliced from 5 exons. NCBI's taxonomy places the organism in Eukaryota, Viridiplantae, Streptophyta, Magnoliopsida, Caryophyllales, Amaranthaceae. Gene Ontology annotation, molecular function: oxidoreductase activity, acting on single donors with incorporation of molecular oxygen, incorporation of two atoms of oxygen. The coding region runs from base 285 to 1130 and encodes 281 amino acids. The record is from RefSeq and is a predicted model, not a curated record.